GGGGGGGAGCGGAGAGGAGGAAGAGGAAGAGACAUGUUUUCAGCUGGCGAUGCAGCGAACAGAAUUGGAGGGAGCCUAGGUCACCCAAGCUGCAGCGUUUGUCCUUGUCGUAGUCUUCCCCUUCUUCCCCUUUAUCGGAAAGCAAGCUGUGCCAAGAUCGCCGAGGGAGAGAGAGAGAUUUUUAAGGAAAACUACUAAACUGAGAUUCUGAAGGAUGGGUAAAGACUUCCGGUAUUAUUUCCAGCAUCCAUGGUCUCGAUUAAUUGUGGCUUAUCUGGUGAUCUUCUUUAACUUCUUAAUAUUUGCGGAGGAUCCUGUCUCUCACAGUCAAACAGAGGCCAAUGUUAUUGUUGUUGGAAACUGUUUUUCAUUUGUAACCAAUAAAUACCCUAGAGGAGGAGGCUGGAAGCUCUUGAAAGUGCUUCUAUGGCUACUUGCAAUUCUCAUAGGACUAAUAGCUGGCAAAUUCCUGUUCCAUCAGCGUUUGUUUGGUCAGUUGCUUCGGUUGAAAAUGUUUCGAGAGGAUCAUGGUUCUUGGAUGACAAUGUUCUUCAGCACCAUUCUCUUCCUCUUCAUAUUUUCCCACAUAUAUAAUAUGAUUCUCCUCAUGGAAGGAAACAUGGGAGCAUACAUUAUUACAGACUUCAUGGGCAUCAGAAAUGAAAGUUUUAUGAAAGUAGCUGCUGUAGGAACCUGGAUGGGAGACUUUGUUACAGCUUGGAUGGUCACUGAUAUGAUGCUUCAGGACAAACCAUAUCCUGAUUGGGGAAAAUCAGCUAGAGCUUUCUGGAAAAAAGGAAAUAUCAGAAUAAUUUUGUUCUGGACAGUUCUUUUCACUUUGACCUCUGUCGUUGUGCUUGUCAUCACCACUGAUUGGAUCAGCUGGGACAAGUUGAAUCGUGGAUUUCUGCCCAGUGAUGAAGUCUCUAGAGCCUUCUUGGCUUCCUUCAUCCUAGUCUUUGAUCUUCUUAUUGUCAUGCAGGAUUGGGAAUUCCCACAUUUCAUGGGGGACGUUGAUGUAAAUCUCCCUGGAUUACACACACCUCAUAUGCAGUUCCAGAUUCCUUUCUUCCAGAAGAUCUUUAAGGAAGAAUAUCGAAUACAUAUAACAGGUAAAUGGUUUAACUAUGGCAUCAUUUUCCUCGUCCUGAUUUUGGACCUUAAUAUGUGGAAGAACCAAAUAUUUUAUAAGCCACAUGAAUAUGGGCAGUAUAUUGGCCCUGGACAAAAGAUUUAUACUGUGAAGGAUGCAGAAAGCUUAAAGGAUUUAAACAGAACCAAGCUAUCUUGGGAAUGGAGAUCUAAUAACACUAACCCUCAGACCAAUAGAACAUAUGCAGAGGGAGAUAUGUUCUUGCAUAGCAGAUACAUAGGAGCAAGUCUUGAUGUUAAAUGUUUGGCUUUUGUUCCAAGCUUGAUAGCUUUUGUGUGGUUUGGUUUUUUCAUCUGGUUCUUUGGGCGAUUUUUGAAAAAUGAACAAGGCAUGGAGAACCAAGAUAAAAGUUACACACGAAUGAAAAGGAAAUCACCUUCAGAGCACAGCAAAGAUAUGGGAAUGACUCGAGAAAAUACCCAAGCCUCAGUUGAGUAUCCCUUGAAUAAUUCACCUGUAGUCUACAUCAAGUCAGAUUUCAAUGAAAUUAUCUACAAUUCCUCCCACUUGACUUCAGAAAACUUGAACUUGCACUUGAAUGACCCAUGUGGCACAACAGAACCAAACCCAGAACAUGUGAUGACUGAAUGUACACCCACAAAAUCAAUCCAGUGAUGCCACCCUAUCCCAGAAGGCAAAGAAAUGCACACAAGAAUAUACCUUUAAGGAUCACUCUGUCCUUUUGUACAUAAGGUGUAUGUAGCAUUAGAUGGAGAAAUAUAACCUAGGCCACAAAGGUGCUCAACAUGCUCUUUCUAGAACUCAUUAUUUUCUAUUUGUAUUAUGAUAAUGUGCCUCCUAUGUAUCCAACAGUCCUCUAGAGAUUGCUUCUCACAAUUGCACAAGCUAAUUAUUGCCAUGUUGACUUUACAGAGUAGUAAACUACUAGGUGGUUAUUCAAAAGUAUAAAGUUCUACCAUAGUGGUGCCUUGAGACAUCAAACUUUUUAACUGUCAGUAAGUCAACAAGCAUACAUUAAGUGCCUACUAUGUUCCAGGCACUGUGCUAAGCAACAGAGAUACAAAGAAGAGUAAAAAGCACUCUCUGCUUUCAAGGAGCUCAUGGUCUAAUGUGGGAGACAAUAUGCAAGCAACUAUGAACAAACAAAUAUACAGGACAAGUUAGAGAUAAUUAACAGAAGGAAGGCACUGAGGAUUAAAGGGGAUCAGGAAGGCUCCUGUAAGGAGAUGGGAUAUUAGCUGGGACUUGAAGGAAAUUAGAAAGGCCAGGAGAUGUUGAUAGGAGGGGAGAUAAUUUCAGGCAUGGGGAAUAGCCAGUGAAAAUGCCUGGAGCUGGGUGAAAUGGGAGGUUCUAAACAAGAAAUAGCAAAGAAGCCUCUAUCACUUUAUCUCAGAUUAUGUGGGAUAGGUAAAGUAGGAAGGGCCCAAGUUGACUUUGAAUACUAAACAGGAUUUUAAAUCAAUCCUAGUGUCAAUAAGGAUCUAUUGGAAUUUAUUGACUAGGGAUGAUGUGAUCAUACCUAUACUUUUUGACAGCCAAGUGAGAGGAUGGACUGGAGUGGGGAGAAACCUGAGAGAGGGAGACAAACUCAAAGGCUAUUGCAAUAAUUAAAAAAUAUGGUAACUAGAACUCAUGUCAGAGAGGUGUUAGUAUCAAAGGAGAUAAAGGGAUAUAUAAAAGAGAUGUUGUGGAGGUAGAAUUGACAGGACUUGGCAACAAAUUAGAUAUGGGAAGUGAAAGAGAAUGAAAAGUCAAGGAUCACAGCUAGGUUUUGAGCUUGGGUAACUUGGAGGAUGAUGAUGUCCUACUCAGUAGUAGGAAAGUUGGGAAGAGGAGAAAGGCAAAGGAAGAAUAUAUUGAAUUUAUUUUUGGAUAUAUUGCAUUUAAUAUUUGUGUGGGACAUCUAAUUUGUGAUAUCUAAUGAAGUAUAUAACAGUUCUAUUUUUUUCUUUAAUAAAAUUGUUUUGACCAGCACUGGAGAUCUGAUCAGGAAACUGAUGUAGCCAAUGCCAUAAUAAUGGUUUUUCGGGUCUAUAAUGUUCCGUGAAGAUAUCUUUGUUACCUUCUCAACUCUACGCAGUAGGUAGCUUUGAUAAUUGGACUGCAGAGAAGCAUGUUGAUUUUAAUUUUAUUGGCAGACUAACAAAUAAAAUACAGAUAUAAAAGCCAAUAAAUAUUAACCCAACAUAAGUCACUUCUUAUAAGAAUGGUACAAUCUCUAUUCAUUAAUUAUAAUUGCUACUUGGUACAAUGUCAUCCCUUAUGUGUAACUCUACAAUGCCAAGGAAAAAAGGUUCAAUUGUGAAGCCCACAACAUUUGUAACACCUACUGUAAAUGUAUUUCCUGUUUGUGAAAAUGAGAAAACAGAUGACAACCCUGAGAUAAUGAAUUCCUUCAAAAAUAAUGCAAUAAAAGACUUUGCAGCAGAGAGAAAAGACAGAUGCUGGAAGAAACAAAGGUUUUAGUGACUUUUCCUGUCUUUUUUAUUUUUCUUUUGAAAAUAAAACUUUGCACAUGAAUAAAUAAAUUCCCAUAAAUGAC
Molecule: messenger RNA, 3656 nt
Organism: Trichosurus vulpecula (common brushtail)
Lineage: Eukaryota; Metazoa; Chordata; Mammalia; Diprotodontia; Phalangeridae
Gene: TMEM117
Product: transmembrane protein 117
Exons: 8
Coding region: 215-1768 (517 amino acids)
Biological process (GO): intrinsic apoptotic signaling pathway in response to endoplasmic reticulum stress
Source: RefSeq, a predicted model, not a curated record